AAUGUCUUCCCCGGUAUUUACAAGAGUCGGCAAAUCACUGCUGCGUGUUUGUCUAUUGGCGCAACGUCGUGUCGUGAUUUCGUCCGGUAAUGUCACAUUAAUGCUUUGUUCUGUAUGUCUCUCCACAUUAGUAGAUAUUUCGUGGUAGGUCUUGUAAAGUAUGUGAGUAUGGAUAGCAUCAUGUUAAACUUAAAUAGCGUGUCAUGAAUUAAGUCAUUAUUGAAGACCAUGUCUAAAUUACAAUAAAGGCUGUCAAGUAAUAUAGGUAGUUCAUGCUCACAUCUCAUCACUAAUUCGUACUGUUUUCUGGUUAGUAAGCAUUUAGUAUAAUACUCAAAAAUUUGUUUCUUGUUUAAAGUAUUCUUAACGUAUUUAUAAGUAUUUGUGUAAGUAUGGUUUAUUUCUUAUUCUAGUAAUGCGACUUUGAAAAUCUGUUCAAGUCACAAUGGCUUUAUUAAAACUAAUAAUAAUCCAGCCAUAUUUUUUCUCAGAACCCACACUGUAUAUGAGGAAUUAUUCAUAUAUUAAUAGUUCUGUCCCAUGGAUUUCUUGCAGAUCCGUCCAAGUUUAUUCUUACUUGCUUCGAAAAUAGUUUAUCGUGAUGGUGCGUCACUUAAUAGGCAACUUAACCAGAAUUGAAGACUACUAAACGAGUUUAUUUCCUUCGAGAAACCGAUUAAGUCAACAUGCUAAUAAUAAAAUGAACUAAUCUUAUACUUAAUUACAAAGUUACUCAAAACCACACCUAUGCUCGUGUGUUAUGUUAGUAUACAAUUAAGUAUAAAGAAUCAUAGUAGGAAGGGUCGUCAACUCGUUCUGCACAAAUAACAUGCAAAGAUGCACAAUUUUAGUUCCAAGUCGAGAAACUUCAUAUUAGUCGAAAUAUACAGUGCUGUGUCAAGCAGUCAGGCCAACCUAAGCACUGUACCACACUUCGUUUGUCCUAGACUUUGGUAUUUCUGACCUAGCAAUCAUGAGUAUUUACUGGGCCUGAAUGUAGUACACGCCAUAAUUUCGUGUGCUUCCUACUAGUUUGAAACAAUUAUUGUGAUUAUUAUCAUCCUGAAAAAAGUAUGUGUUUGCGAUUGUAUAGCUUUGAAAAUGAAUUCGCUAAAAAGAGAUCUUUUCGCUGAACCAAUCAUAUUUAAUGUCUUAAUGGGUGUAUUCCGUUUACUUAAACAAAAUAAACAUAUUCUUGUAUUUAAGCUGUGUAGUUAUAGAGUAAUUAUUUAGCACAUCACCUAUCAAAAAGAAACAUGCUGGUUCAACCCCAUUAAUUAUUAAGUAGCUUCUUUCUCAUCUCUAAUCAACUGUUUAUUCUGAAUUAGAAAUCCUAUAGAACUACUCAGUAUCCUCACUCUAGUUCUCCACAAUUCUAUCAUACUGUAAGCUGUUAGAUACACAAGUCGUUUCUCAUGAAUACUACGCUAAAUGAGUGAAAAUUCAAUGUUUUUACGAAUUCUUGUUGCUACAUUAGCAUCGUUGUAUAAAAGAUAUGUAUCACGAUCAAACAUUUGUGUGUACGUGACGUGUUAAUCUGUAAAUACUUUUGUUUACGCUCGACUAAUUCAUGUGCUAAAGUUAACAUCGCCUAGAUAAUCUAUUUAGUCAUUCAAAACAGCCACUCGCUCAGUUUAAUUAAGAGUUUGUAGGGAUUGCCUAAACGUGUGAUUUAUGGGUAAUUUUAGGUGUUCCUUCGCUCCGUGUGGUAAAAACGUAUCAGUCGAUGAUAGGUUUGCUACCAUAAUGAAUCAACUAAAAAAUUGUAUUCCCAAACUUUUGUAUAAAUACAAAUAUUGGGUAAAAACAGCACUACCUUUUCAAAAAUAUAAAAACCCACAAUUAUUUUUUUGUAGUUUCAAUGGAGCAUACCAGUAUCAACUAUCCUGAGAUAUAUAAGGAUGAAUCUACUAUAGAGGAAAAAUUUGAUGUCCAGAUUCAUGAUCCUUACAGAUGGCUGGAAGACCCGGAUUCUGCCCAGACAAAAGCUUUUGUAAAGGCACAAAAUCUGAUAACGGAGCAGUUCUUGCGUAAAUGUCCAUACACUUCGAAAAUCAGAGAUAGAUUAACUGCUAUCUGGGACUACGAAAAAUACUCUUGUCCAUUGAAAUACGGCUCCUUUUACUACAUAUGGCAUAAUAGUGGAUUACAAAAUCAAAGUGUUCUUUAUCAAAUGAAAACGUUGUCAGGACCCACAAACUCGUUUUUAGAUCCUAACGAAAUUGAUCCAGAAGGCCUUACAUCUUUGAGAAACUACAGUUUUUCGGUGGAAGGAACUUAUUGUUGUUAUGGUCUUAGUUUUGGUGGUUCUGAUUGGUCUGAACUUAAAUUUAAAAUCUGCGAAUCGGGCAAAGAUCUGACAGAUGUUUUGAAACAUGUCAAGUUCAGUUCAAUUUCGUGGACGAAGGAUGAGAAAGGUGUUUUUUACUGUAUGUACCCUCAGCACGAAGGUAAAGCGGAUGGUACUGAAACAACUACUAAUACUGAUCAGAAGCUCAUGUACCAUCGUCUGGGUACACCACAGUCAGAUGAUAUCUUGUUCCUGGAACGACCGGAUCACCCUACUUGGAAUAUUCAAGGAGAAGUGUCUGAUUGCGGGAGAUACUUACUGGUAACUUUGUAUGAUGGAUGUGAACCCAAUAACCAGCUUUUCUACUGCGAUCUUGAAAAAUUCGAUCUACUUAUCAAAAAAAAAAUUGAGUUGAUUCCAAUCGUCGAUCGCUUUGAAGCUGUCUAUGAAUAUGUGACAAAUGAAGGUGAUUCAUUUGUAUUUCGCACCAACUUAGAUGCUCCGAUGUACAAGAUAAUCAAAAUCAAUCUUUCUAAUUGUGAUCGUCAACAUUGGGAAGAUCUUAUCGAUCACAAUGUGGAAUCACUCUUAGAAAGUGCAGUUUGUGUGAACGAGGAUAAAUUGAUCAUUUGUCAUCUAAAGAAUGUUAAGAGCUGCUUAUCCGUACACAAACUACUCACUGGGGAGAAGAUAUCGGAUAUUGAUAUUUCACUUGGAUGCGUCGCUAAUGUAACUGGACGCAAACGUGAUGAUGAAGCUUUCAUCCAUUUUACAUCGUUUCUCACUCCUGGAAUAAUUUACUCCUACAAUUUUUCCCACUCUCAUCCAAAGUUAGAGGUUAUCAGAGAGUCAAAGAUUCGGGAUGUAGACUUAGAUCAAUUUGAAGUGAAACAAGUAUUCUAUGAAAGUAAAGAUAAAACUGUAGUUCCCAUGUUUCUUGUUCUACCUAAAAAUUUCCAACAAAACAACUCGGCGCCGUGUCAACUUUACGGCUAUGGUGGAUUUAACAUAUCUGUUACUCCAUCGUUUUCGGUUGGACGAUUGUUUUUCUUGAUGCAUUUUGGUGGUAUAAUUGCAGUAGCCAACAUUCGUGGUGGAGGAGAAUAUGGAAAAUCUUGGCACGACGCCGGUCGGCUGCAAAACAAACAAAACUCUUUCGAUGAUUUCCAAGCAGCAGCCGAAUACCUUCUUAAUCAUGGAUAUACUAACAACCAAAAACUGUACAUUCAAGGAGGUAGUAAUGGUGGACUUCUAGUUUGUGCCUGUUGCAAUCAACGACCUGAUUUAUUUAAAGCUGCUAUUGCUCAAGUCCCAGUGUGCGACCUUAUUAGAUUCCACAAAUUUACGAUUGGACACGCCUGGAAAAGUGACUAUGGAGAUCCUGAUAAUAAAAAGGAUUUUUCAAACUUGAUGCGCAUUUCCCCACUCCAUAAUGUCAAGAUUCCAUCUAAUCCAGAUGUUCAAUAUCCAGCUUUAUUGAUUUUAACUGCAGAUCAUGAUGAUCGUGUUGUUCCGUUACAUUCAUUCAAGUUUAUUGCUACUUUACAAGAAAAAUUAUGUCGCAACUGUCGCCAAACAAACCCUAUUCUGAUUCGAAUUGAGCCAAAGGCUGGACAUGGACAAGGCAAACCAACAUCAAAAUCAAUUAACGAGGUAGUAGAUAUAUACUCCUUCUUACAAACUACAAUGUCACUCACAUGGAAAGAAUAAUAUGGAUUGUUAUCGCAAUUACUAGUCUUUGAAUUUUUGGUACCUAAUAAUCUCGUCGCUGUUGUCAAUAUCUAUAGAUUAAUUUUACUAACUGCCCGCGAUUUGAUUUGUAUGAAGAUCGUCUGUGGUGCUUUGUUUAUUUAUUAACAUUCUUGGCUUUCAUAUAUAUAUUUCGUGUAACUAAACCAAACUUAUACAUUUGUUAUGACGUAUUAAAAAAUAUUUAAUGAUAUUACUAAUCGGUUG
Schistosoma guineensis is the source of this 4246-nucleotide messenger RNA. The record is from the annotation of a GenBank genome assembly. NCBI's taxonomy places the organism in Eukaryota, Metazoa, Platyhelminthes, Trematoda, Strigeidida, Schistosomatidae.